CCACCUACUUCCGCUGUCCCCACCUCUUUUCUUCCGCCACCCGGAUAUGAGCCGUUCUCGCGAGAGCCGUCCCUCUUUCUAAGCCGGCGAUCCGUCAGGGUGAAGCCAUGUUCAGCUCGAGCGCCAAGAUCGUGAAGCCCAAUGGCGAGAAGCCGGACGAGUUCGAGUCUGGCAUCUCUCAGGCGCUGCUCGAGCUGGAGAUGAACUCCGAUCUCAAGGCGCAGCUGCGGGAACUCAACAUCACCGCAGCCAAGGAAAUCGAAGUUGGUGGUGGUCGGAAAGCUAUCAUAAUUUUUGUACCAGUUCCUCAGCUUAAAUCUUUCCAGAAAAUCCAAGUCCGGCUAGUUCGUGAAUUGGAGAAAAAGUUCAGUGGCAAGCACGUGGUCUUCAUUGCUCAGAGGAGGAUUCUGCCCAAGCCAACCCGGAAAAGCCGUACGAAAAAUAAGCAGAAGCGCCCCAGAAGCCGUACCCUGACAGCAGUGCACGACGCCAUCCUUGAGGACUUAGUCUUCCCAAGUGAAAUUGUGGGUAAGAGGAUCCGUGUGAAACUGGAUGGCAGCCGGCUCAUAAAAGUUCACUUAGACAAAGCACAGCAGAACAACGUGGAACACAAGGUUGAAACUUUUUCUGGUGUGUACAAGAAGCUCACAGGCAAGGAUGUUAAUUUUGAAUUCCCAGAGUUUCAGUUGUAAAGAAAAUGACUGAAUAAAGUGUCAUUCAUAGUAUUUGGUUGUAGUAACUUGUCAAAAUCUCAGGGCCAUGGGUGCACGACAGCAGUAGCUUCUUGAAUGAACUGAAGUUUUCAAGAGGUGCCUGGAAGGUGAAAAACACACUGAAGCCAGUCAUGUUGAUAUGGGGGCAUUCUGCUGCUGUGAAACAGACUGGGGUUCACACCCACCUUGCGGGAUUAGAACUUCACUGCCCUCCAACUUCUUUCUUUGUAAACAACUGUCCACAUUUU
Mus musculus (house mouse) is the source of this 961-nucleotide messenger RNA. It is a transcript of the gene Rps7, whose product is annotated as ribosomal protein S7. Gene Ontology annotation, molecular function: ubiquitin ligase inhibitor activity; mRNA 3'-UTR binding; protein kinase binding. Lineage: Eukaryota; Metazoa; Chordata; Mammalia; Rodentia; Muridae. The transcript has 7 exons. The record is from RefSeq and is marked validated. Gene Ontology annotation, biological process: positive regulation of intrinsic apoptotic signaling pathway by p53 class mediator; translation; ribosomal small subunit biogenesis. The coding region runs from base 108 to 692 and encodes 194 amino acids. Gene Ontology annotation, cellular component: cytosolic ribosome; ribosome; centrosome.